GACGCUCCCACCAGCCACACGCACGACCUCGCACCGGCCUCCGCCGCUAUAUAAGGCGCAGCCGGGAUCUUGGUACAACGCCGUGCAUACAUUCCGCCUCUUCCCUCCCUCCUUCGGUUCCUCGGCCUCCCGAUCGAGCAGUAGAAGCAGCGCAAGGGCACCGCUAGCACUAAAGGAAUGGCGGCCGAGACGUUCCUCUUCACGUCCGAGUCUGUGAAUGAGGGCCAUCCCGACAAGCUCUGUGACCAGGUCUCCGACGCCGUCUUGGAUGCCUGCUUGGCGCAGGAUGCCGACAGCAAGGUUGCCUGCGAGACUGUCACCAAGACCAACAUGGUCAUGGUCUUGGGCGAGAUCACCACUAAGGCCACCGUCGACUACGAGAAGAUCGUGCGCGACACCUGCCGCAACAUCGGCUUCAUCUCUGAUGAUGUUGGUCUCGACGCCGACCGUUGCAAGGUGCUCGUCAACAUCGAGCAGCAGUCCCCUGACAUUGCCCAGGGUGUUCACGGACACUUCACCAAGCGUCCCGAAGAGGUCGGCGCCGGUGACCAGGGCAUCAUGUUCGGCUAUGCCACCGACGAGACCCCUGAGCUGAUGCCCCUCAGCCACGUGCUUGCCACCAAGCUCGGAGCUCGCCUCACCGAGGUCCGCAAGAAUGGCACCUGCGCCUGGGUUAGGCCUGACGGAAAGACCCAGGUCACUGUCGAGUACCUAAACGAGGAUGGUGCCAUGGUACCUGUUCGUGUGCACACCGUCCUCAUCUCCACCCAGCACGACGAGACCGUCACCAACGACGAGAUUGCCGCGGACCUCAAGGAGCAUGUCAUCAAGCCGGUGAUCCCCGCGAAGUACCUCGAUGAGAACACCAUCUUCCACCUGAACCCGUCUGGCCGCUUCGUCAUCGGCGGCCCUCACGGUGACGCCGGUCUCACCGGCCGCAAGAUCAUCAUCGACACCUAUGGUGGCUGGGGAGCCCACGGCGGCGGUGCCUUCUCUGGCAAGGACCCAACCAAGGUCGACCGCAGUGGCGCCUACAUUGCCAGGCAGGCCGCCAAGAGCAUCAUCGCCAGCGGCCUCGCACGCCGCUGCAUUGUGCAGAUCUCAUACGCCAUCGGUGUGCCUGAGCCUUUGUCUGUGUUCGUCGACUCCUACGGCACCGGCAAGAUCCCCGACAGGGAGAUCCUCAAGCUCGUGAAGGAGAACUUUGACUUCAGGCCCGGGAUGAUCAGCAUCAACCUGGACUUGAAGAAAGGUGGAAACAGGUUCAUCAAGACCGCUGCUUACGGUCACUUUGGCCGCGAUGAUGCCGACUUCACCUGGGAGGUGGUGAAGCCCCUCAAGUUCGACAAGGCAUCUGCCUAAGAGCAUGGCGUUCUCUUGGUCUGCCGCCUCUCAAGUUCGUCAAGACGGGAUCAUGUUGCUCCUGGGAAGUGAGAAGAAGCAUUAGAUAUUGAAGCGACGCUCUACACUGGUCUUGUUGUAUGGUAGUCAGUGCUAAGUUUCUUAUUGUCAUUUCAUAUAUUUAUCCUUUCCAUUUUGAGUCGCUGAAACUGCUGAGCGAUGUGCAGUUUGCUCUGCUAGUCGCUCUGUCACUUUCACUUAUCAUAUUCUUUGUUGUGUAGUUCCCUCAUAAUGCUCUUUCUUCCUGAGUCUUGGAAAGAUAAUAAAGAGCGAUGUGUAAUUCUAUUGCUCUGUUCUC
Triticum dicoccoides is the source of this 1699-nucleotide messenger RNA. RefSeq names its product S-adenosylmethionine synthase 3. The record is from RefSeq and is a predicted model, not a curated record. The transcript is spliced from 2 exons. Lineage: Eukaryota; Viridiplantae; Streptophyta; Magnoliopsida; Poales; Poaceae. Gene Ontology annotation, biological process: S-adenosylmethionine biosynthetic process. Gene Ontology annotation, molecular function: ATP binding; methionine adenosyltransferase activity. Bases 178 to 1362 code for a protein of 394 amino acids.